AACAACGUAAUCGCAAGUUGUUGUAAAAUAUAAAUUAAGAAGUAAUAGUAGUUUUAAUUAAAUGUACACGUUUGUAAUAACAAACAUAUUUCAAUUAUAUUUUCUACUGUGAGUUAAUUAUUCAAAAUGUUGGAUCUUUUUACAAUAUUCAGCAAAGGUGGCAUUGUUUUAUGGUGUUUCCAAAGUACCAGCCAAAUUAGUCAAUUAUUUGUACCUUCAGUAAAUUCUUUGAUAAAAACUAUAAUUCUUCAGGAAAGGACCGGCAGUAACAAUAAUUAUACACAAGAUUCUUUGUCCUUAAAAUAUCGUUUAGACAAUGAGUUUGACUUAGUAUUUGUGAUAGCGUUUCAAAAAAUUCUUCAGCUCUCUUAUGUUGAUAAGUUCUUAGAUGACAUACAAUUGGAGUUUAGAGAUAAGUACAAAAAUGACUUAAGUCGAAAAAAUUAUUUUAUGAACUUUGAAUUUACUCGAAAUUUUCAUGAAGUACUAAAGUCAGCUGAAGAAUGGGGCAAAAUACAGGCAAACAUUCCAAAACAAAUGAGGUCUUAUAAUGAAUCUAUCAAGUCAAAGAAAACUGUUGCGUCAAUGAUUGAAAAAAAAGGAGAAAAUGACAAAGAGAAUAAAAAAAAUGGAAAAGUUGAACUUCAGAAAAAUGGAAUUUCUGAUGUACAGCAGAAUAUUGUUACAUUUAACGAUGAAGAUAUUAUUGCCCAAAACCGAUUCAAAAUGGCUCAAAAAAUGGGUGCUAUGAACUCUUGUAAAUUAAAAAAAAAUAAAGAUAAAACUCUGAAGCCAUCUCCAAAAGCUGCUAAACAACCUCGUACUUGGCCUUUAGGAGGUAAUGUUAAAGAUGUCAGUUCAUUAGAUUAUACGAAAGAUAAAGCGAAUAAUAAUCCUGACAGUGAACAAAAUAUUGAAGCUAACAAUGAAAUUGUUGGACAAAUGGAAGGAAACAUUAAGGACAUAGAAAUUGAAAGUGAUAGUGAAAUUGAAGACAGUGGUGAAGAAGAAAAGUUUGAAACAGCUGCUGAUCGAAAAAAGAAAAAUGACGAAAAAAAAAGUGUAUUCUCCAUGUUCAAGGGUUUAGUUGGAAGAAAAAAUCUUACAGCAUCUGACAUGGAUCCUGUUUUAGAAAAAUUGAGAGAACAUUUAGCCUCCAAAAAUGUAGCCAUUGAAAUAGCUACAAAAUUGUGUGAUUCAGUUUCUUCAAAACUAGAUGGAAAAGUGCUUGGAUCAUUUGAAUCUGUUGCAUCAACUGUUAAAACCACUAUGAUUGAGUCUUUAGUUCAAAUACUUUCACCUAAAAGACGAGUUGAUAUUUUAAGAGAUGCUAUGACUGCAAAACAAAAUGACAAGCCUUAUGUUAUUACAUUCUGUGGAGUAAAUGGUGUUGGGAAAUCUACUAAUCUUGCCAAAAUAUGUUUUUGGUUGAUUGAAAAUAAUCUCAGAGUGUUAAUAGCUGCAUGUGAUACUUUUCGAGCUGGUGCAGUUGAACAACUAAGAACGCAUACAAAACACUUGAAUGCUUUGCAUCCUGCUAAAAGACAUAAUAAUCAACAAAUGGUACAGCUUUAUGAAAAAGGCUAUGGAAAAGAUGCUGCUGGUAUUGCUAAUGAAGCUAUUAAUUAUGCUAAAGAAGCAAAAUAUGAUGUUGUUUUAGUGGAUACUGCUGGACGAAUGCAAGACAAUGAACCUUUGAUGCGUGCCCUUACCAAAUUAAUUAAAGUGAAUGAACCUGAUAUGGUGUUAUUUGUUGGUGAAGCAUUGGUUGGUAAUGAAGCAGUUGACCAGCUUGUUAAAUUCAACCAAGCUUUGGCAGAUUAUUCUUCAUCAGAAAAUCCUCAUUUAAUUGAUGGAAUUGUUCUUACCAAAUUUGACACUAUUGAUGAUAAGGUUGGAGCUGCUAUAUCAAUGACUUAUAUCACAGGUCAACCUAUAGUAUUUGUAGGAACUGGACAAACAUAUACUGAUCUUAAAUCAUUGAAUGCUAAAGCUGUAGUUGCAGCUCUUAUGAAAUAAUUAUUUGUCUUACUUAUCAUAACAUAUUCAACUGGACUUUAUUGCAAUUUUCUUCUAACAGCAUUAUUGGUGAUACUUUAUUUGUUAAAUUUUUUACUGGUAUUAUGUUAAUUUAUGCUUCGUUUUAUUUUAUGUGCAUGUAUUUAUUUUACUUAUUAGUUUGUUAUGUAAUUUUUUCAAAAUGUAAAUUUUGUUAUUUUUUCAUUCCAUUGAAUAUAUUUGAUAAUAAAAAAAAAAAUUUUUUUA
Molecule: messenger RNA, 2265 nt
Organism: Daktulosphaira vitifoliae (grape phylloxera)
Lineage: Eukaryota; Metazoa; Arthropoda; Insecta; Hemiptera; Phylloxeridae
Gene: SrpRalpha
Product: signal recognition particle receptor subunit alpha homolog
Exons: 12
Coding region: 127-2019 (630 amino acids)
Biological process (GO): SRP-dependent cotranslational protein targeting to membrane
Cellular component (GO): endoplasmic reticulum membrane; signal recognition particle receptor complex
Molecular function (GO): GTP binding; signal recognition particle binding; ATP hydrolysis activity
Source: RefSeq, a predicted model, not a curated record